AUGAUCGCGAAACCCAGCAAGAACAGGAAAAUACCUCGCAAGCUGGUAGAACUCUGCCAAUCGGUGCGCAUUUCGGAGCAACACGACUCUCGGGCUCUUCGGACUUUCAUACGAGAGCAGCUCUCGGUCCGAGACAUCGUCUUGUAUCCAGAGCCGAAGGGGAGCCAGAGCCGCCUCCACACGCCGGUCUCGCCAAACCUCGUCGAUCUCAAGGCAAGACGGCUCGUCAUCCGGUACCCGGACACGUACACCUCGGAAGGUCGGGACGACUACGUGGAUCUCAGUCACGUUGACGAGUCUGUCCGCAACGUCACCCUGUUGGUCCCCCCCGCGUGGCGCUCGAACGGCACCUGGUAUAGCUGCGUCAGCAACCCAGCGUCAAUGUGGGACCCGGCAUCUAGCUCGGUCGACAUCACUGUCGUUCUUCUUCCCUCCCUUGCUGUGCCCGCAUCAUGGUCCCUUCCCCUCAUCAAGCAACACUACUUCCCAGGCGAUCUCGCCGACCACGCCCCCGGCUGCCCCCUACGUAUUGUCGGCGCGGAAUGUAUCGGUCUGACUUCCGAAGUCUUCGACACCCUCGUCGAGCGUACUCGGAUUAGCGGCGGCGAGUACGAGCAAGAGGUGGCAGCUCGCCUCUCGGUGAUGUCGUUCAUCGACUGGAUGGACCAGCAGGAGCCCGGAGCGGUCAUGACGGGGGAAGAGGAGGACAUGUAUCGGAAAGCUAGCAGGCUAAUCCUGGCUGGAUUUGACAACUUCCGAGUAGCUCCGGCGCUGAGGCUCGAAUCUCGUCGCCGGGGGUGA
This is a messenger RNA of Dioszegia hungarica, 801 nucleotides long. RefSeq lists its product as uncharacterized. NCBI's taxonomy places the organism in Eukaryota, Fungi, Basidiomycota, Tremellomycetes, Tremellales, Bulleribasidiaceae. The transcript is spliced from 2 exons. The coding region runs from base 1 to 801 and encodes 266 amino acids. The record is from RefSeq and is a predicted model, not a curated record.